AUGCCGAGUACUUUCUCCGCCAUUGAUACUCCCUCUACGCCGCUCAACUUCAUCGGGACGUGGUCCACAGGCUCAUUCAAUCCGGUGACAGUCACGUCAAUUGAAACGGAGACUAUUUAUCCUACAUGGAUCUACACGAUAUCUGGCUCCGGACCUGAUUCCAGUACCACAACCACUGUGCUUAACUUCUCAUCGUCAACGCUGAACCCGACCCAGGUGACCUUGACUCAGACGACUAAGCUGUCGACAACUGAGCAGGAAACCAUAAUAUCGACUUCCAGCUCUACACCAACAGUUAUCUCCGAGUCCCCAAUGUCGCCUGUGAUCCCAACAACUUCAGUUCUAUCAAGCCAAAUGGGGGACUUACCUAUUUCGGCAACUGCGAAAUCGUCUGAUCGCUCCUGGUAUUCUAAUGCUCCUAGUAGCAUAUGGACUCUACCAAUUCCAUUAAUUCCAUUAACUAGCGCGAGUAUACCUCUUUCAUCAUCACUGCCUGUCUUGCCGGAGACAGCCACUAGCUCUGUGAGCCCCAUGAGUUCCAUCAGUACCCCAGCCAGCUCGAGCAUCGCAGCAACAGGAACACCUACAAUCUCACCAUCCAUCGGAACCAUCACAAGCGAAAGCUCUUCGGAACCAUCCCAAGCCGACAAUUCAAGCCCCACAUCCUCCAAGAUCGGAACGAUAGUUGGAAGCAUAAUCGGAGGAUCAGCAAUCACGAUCUUCGCCCUGCUAGCCUGCGCACUGUAUAUGCGACGUCGACGACGAAAAAUAGCAGCGGAGCGUCAAGGUAUCAGACAGAAACUAAUACGAGGCGAUUCAACGAGCUCAUCAAUCAGCCACCACCGCCACCACUCCUACCCUUCGAUCCCAGGCAACAUCAGCCUUCGAUCCCCCAUCCUCCCAUUCAUCCCACUGCAACAGCAGCCUUCAAACCCAGACCUAUCUCUGGACAGCAUGUAUCUGUGCGGCGACACAAGAGCGCAAGACCCCUUCGCGGACCCGCCGUCUGCAGUCAUCGACAUCCCAGCCCCAUCUCGCUCGGCCUCGCUCUACUCCACUUCUUCCCUGGGCGCUGGGAUGGGUGCACAGGGGUACUGGGACUGCGAGCGCGAAGGCGCGAAUGCCCUCGCUGUACCAAAUGGGUACUCGGAUACGCCUGUGAUGCGUGAUAGCAUGCGCAGUGACCCCUUCGAUCUUGAUCUUGAACCUCCGCCGAGUGCUCACCACCGGUCUUCUGUUCCUUCGAUCUCGUCUACGUGGGGUGUCAAGUUUUAG
Penicillium mononematosum is the source of this 1275-nucleotide messenger RNA. RefSeq lists its product as uncharacterized. The record is from RefSeq and is a predicted model, not a curated record. The coding region runs from base 1 to 1275 and encodes 424 amino acids. The transcript has a single exon. Lineage: Eukaryota; Fungi; Ascomycota; Eurotiomycetes; Eurotiales; Aspergillaceae.